AUGCCUGUUUUCCAAUCGAAGCCAUUCCGCAGCAGCGGCAGUAGCGCAGCAGCAAGAGAUCUCCCCUCACGGAUCGCGGCGUGGUACAACCGCAAACAGGAACGCAGUCCGUUCUUGUACUUCGGCCUGCCGUUCAUCUCGAUCGUCGUCGCGGCCUCAUUCCUCCUCACUCCGGCCACGGCCCUGCGAUACGAGAAGCACGACCGCAAGAACAGACAGGUCUCGGAUCACGAGAGGAUGGAGUUGGGCUUAAAAGGCGGGCCAGCGGGCGAGGGCGGGCUCACGUACAAUCCAAGACGACGGAAGAUCCUCAAGGGAGAGCUCAAUGAGCGAGAUGAAUACUACAGGCUUAUGGCCAAAGACCUGGACAACUGGGAGCAGAAACGCGUCGAGCGCUGGAAGGAUGAACCAGACGGCAGACUGCGAUAG
This is a messenger RNA of Fonsecaea multimorphosa CBS 102226, 429 nucleotides long. RefSeq lists its product as uncharacterized. Gene Ontology annotation, cellular component: mitochondrial inner membrane. Gene Ontology annotation, biological process: mitochondrial respiratory chain complex IV assembly. The transcript has a single exon. Lineage: Eukaryota; Fungi; Ascomycota; Eurotiomycetes; Chaetothyriales; Herpotrichiellaceae. Bases 1 to 429 code for a protein of 142 amino acids. The record is from RefSeq and is a predicted model, not a curated record.